This is a messenger RNA of Phialemonium atrogriseum, 1107 nucleotides long. Its product is annotated as putative membrane-associated proteins in eicosanoid and glutathione metabolism protein. Bases 279 to 764 code for a protein of 161 amino acids. Gene Ontology annotation, cellular component: membrane. The record is from RefSeq and is a predicted model, not a curated record. NCBI's taxonomy places the organism in Eukaryota, Fungi, Ascomycota, Sordariomycetes, Cephalothecales, Cephalothecaceae. The transcript is spliced from 2 exons.
CCAAAUCCUUACUCAAAAUGCUCCACGGCAGCUUGAAUCUCAGAAACGUACCCAGAAAUAAGCCCCAAAGGAGAUGAGGAGACCUAUAGACCCCAUUGUGGAAAUGUGAUGUCAAUGUGAAAGGGUUCAUAGUCAUGACUUCAUCCCUCCGAACUAACUUGACCCCUGCGGCUCAAGCCUGCCCUCCCAACCUAACUUUUGCUCUUGACAGCACUUAACAACUCGGUGCAGCUUGCUGAACAAGUACCCAAACAAUUGCAGUCUCUAGAGCGCUAAACAUGUCUACCUCGCCCGUUUCCAUCGGUCUCUCCGGUGUACGCCCCGUUCUCUCGGUGACCGGUGCCUUUGCCGUCCCCUUCACAGCCUACUUCCUCCUCCUGUCCGGGCGGGUCGUUCAAUGCCGGCUCCGAGACCAGACCCUCUUGGGGCAUGGCGGAGCACCGUCAUCUAAACGAACCGGCGCAGACGACGACGGACCGGAAAGUCUCCUCGUCGCCGCCCGCAGCCACGCCAACUUCGUCGAGUAUGUGCCGUGGGCGUUCGUCCUGUCCACGAUCGUGGAGCUGAACGGCGGGGACAAGCGCAUCUUGGGUGCGGGGUUGGGGUCUCUGCUUGCCUUCCGCGUCUUGCAUACCGAGUUUGGGUUGAGGCGGCCGGGGGCGGCUGGGACUGGCCGCCAGGUUGGGUUCUUCGGCACUGUUGGAGCCCUUGGCUUCUUUGCGGGCUACAUUACGUGGUUGGUGAGGGAGGACUGGGGCUUCUAGGUUGUCAGUCCUGGGAAAGUAGGCCAAGUGACCUUGCAUGCCAUGGCAGGAGAACCAAGUAGAACAAAUGUGUGCCAGUCUCGGGAGAUAUCGUGUCAUCAUUGUAUCUAUUACAGAGGUCUGCUAAUCCGAGCAGAUGACCUAGAGCAAAAUCCGGUCCUUAAUCUGAUGUCCUCUCUCCCUUACCAUGUCUGAUAGCAAGAAUUCUGAGCAAAGUCUGGUGCGGUAAGGGAAAGGCCCCCUAAUAACAUGUAAUCAACAGCUUGCCAUAGAUGGCAAGAACAGCCAGCAAGCAAAUCAUCCAGAGCUUCCGAUGCCAUCGAAGCAUGGGCAUACAUCUGGG